Messenger RNA from Fonsecaea nubica, 3687 nucleotides. RefSeq lists its product as hypothetical. Gene Ontology annotation, molecular function: ATP binding; RNA binding. Gene Ontology annotation, biological process: spliceosomal complex disassembly. NCBI's taxonomy places the organism in Eukaryota, Fungi, Ascomycota, Eurotiomycetes, Chaetothyriales, Herpotrichiellaceae. Gene Ontology annotation, cellular component: catalytic step 2 spliceosome; intracellular anatomical structure. The record is from RefSeq and is a predicted model, not a curated record. Bases 1 to 3687 code for a protein of 1228 amino acids. The transcript is spliced from 2 exons.
AUGGACGAUUUCACCUCCCUCGAACUGCUGUCGCUCGUUUCCAAAGUUACCUCCGAACUACAAAACCACCUAGGAAUUAACGACAAAACCCUCGCUGAGUUUGUCAUCGACCAGCACGAAAAAUGUGGAGGCAACCUGGAAAAGUUCAAGGAGGACUUAGCGGGCAUGGGGGCGGAGUUUCCCAACAGCCUGGUCGAGAGCAUCGAUCGGUUGAUCAAGGCAAUGCAUCCCAAGUACAAAAAGACCCAGAAACAAUCCGCGCAGGCAAAUGGCUCUUCCGACAUGGACGAGCUAGAUGCGAUCGGUCGCAAAGCGAAAGUCUUUAAGGGGCUUGCUGUUCCAGAUCGUGACCAGUCCUGGACCGACUCCGAGGAUGAUAUCGCUGCACAGAAGGCAGGUCGGACAAAACACCUAGCACAGGACGAUACCUUUGCACUUCUCGAAGGUCUUGCAGGAAAAUCGAAGCCCGGUACGAAUGGACAUACCGAAAGAACCAGAAAGAGGAGUCGCAGUCCAGAUCGGGAUGACUAUGCAAGGAACCGGGAACCAAGGCGCAAAUACUGGUCUCGAAGUCCCAGCCCUCACGAGGAGAAAAGGUCACGAAGACAUCAAGACCGUGAUUAUGAAGACAGGUCCGCCGGUCGUAGAGACCGCUACGAUGAGAGGCAGAAUGGCCACCACAAGAGCAGGAGACGCGACUACGACGAAGAUGAAGAUUUCCGAAGGCCGCCUCCUCGUGAAAUCGAUGAGCUCCCCGUUCUCUAUAAAGUCUAUGAUGCAGUGAUCAAUGGGAUCAAGGACUUUGGCGCAUUUGCUAGUCUUCAAGGUGUCAAAGGCAAUGCCAGCGGGCUUAUUCACGUCUCUGCCAUUCAGGAGGGCGCUAGGGUCAACCAUCCCUCUGAUCUUCUAUCUCGUGGACAGCACGUAAAGGUCAAGGUUGUCAAGAUGGAAAACAACAAAAUCAGCUUGUCGAUGAAGGAGGUUGAUCAGGUUACCGGGCAAGAUCUUGUUCCGUCAAGGAGAAUAGCCUCCGGCGCUAACAUGGAGAGUCUCAACGGUGCGUCGUCGGAAGACCGUUAUGGAAAUCUGGGCAGCACAGUCCCCGUCAUCGAAGACAAUUACACUUCAAAGUCGAGCAAAUCCCGGAAGAGAUUGACAUCCCCCGAACGAUGGGAAAUCAAGCAACUCAUCGCCUCAGGUGCAAUAUCGGCGCAUGAUUACCCUGAUAUUGACGAGGAAUACAAUGCAACCUUGAACGGAGAUGACCAGUUUGAGGAGGAAGAAGACAUCGAUAUUGAGGUCCGGGAAGAGGAGCCACCCUUCCUCGCAGGUCAAACCAAACUGUCCUUGGAACUGUCACCCAUUCGAGUUGUGAAGGCUCCUGAAGGGUCACUCAACAGGGCAGCCCAAGCUGGUACAAACCUAGCUAAGGAGAGGAAAGAUCUCAAGCAACAGGAAGCAGCGGAGCGGGCGGCAGAGGAGGCAUCCAAAGUCGACCUCAACGCACAAUGGCAAGAUCCGAUGAUCAAUCCUGAGCAGAGAAAAUUCGCAUCAGACCUGCGACAAGCCCAGCAACAAUCGUCUCGAGCUAUUGAAGCAGUGCCCGAAUGGAAACGAGCCACCCAAGGUAAGAAUCAGUCUUAUGGCCGCCGGACAGACAUGACCAUCAAGCAGCAAAGGGAGUCACUUCCAGUCUUUCAUUUUCGCAAACAGUUGCUCGAAGCUGUUGCUGCGAAUCAGUUGCUUAUUGUGGUUGGAGACACUGGUUCUGGCAAGACAACCCAGCUCACCCAGUACCUUGCUGAAGCCGGGUACGCUAACAACGGCAUGAUAGGCUGUACGCAGCCUCGGCGUGUCGCCGCCAUGUCAGUCGCAAAGCGUGUGUCUGAGGAGGUCGGCUGCGAGUUGGGAAAAGAGGUCGGCUAUACAAUUCGUUUUGAGGAUCGGACGUCGCCGGCCACCAAGAUCAAAUACAUGACUGACGGAAUGCUUCAGCGAGAGAUCUUACUGGACCCAGACCUCAAGCGCUACAGCGUCAUCAUGCUGGACGAGGCACACGAGAGGACCAUCGCCACGGACGUUUUGUUUGGGCUGCUCAAGAAAACGUUGAAGAGGCGACCGGACCUGAAGCUGAUUGUCACAUCCGCCACUCUCGACGCAGACAAGUUCUCCGAGUACUUCAACCAAUGUCCCAUAUUCUCCAUCCCCGGCCGAACAUUCCCUGUUGAAAUCAUGUAUUCCAGAGAACCGGAGGAAGACUACUUGGACGCGGCGUUGACUACUGUCAUGCAAAUCCAUCUUACUGAACCACCCGGUGAUAUUCUUCUGUUCUUAACUGGACAGGAAGAGAUUGACACCAGUUGUGAGGUUCUGUACGAAAGAAUGAAGGCUUUAGGACCUGGUGUUCCUGAACUGGUCGUUCUGCCCGUCUACUCCGCGCUCCCCAGCGAAAUGCAGAGCCGGAUUUUUGAACCUGCGCCACCUGGUGGUCGAAAGGUCGUUAUUGCUACGAACAUUGCCGAAACAUCAAUCACCAUCGACGGAAUCUACUACGUAAUAGAUCCCGGCUUUGUGAAGCAGAACGCCUAUGAUCCCAAACUCGGAAUGGAUUCGCUGGUUGUGACCCCAAUCUCUCAAGCACAGGCCAAACAGAGAGCUGGUCGAGCAGGUAGGACUGGUCCAGGCAAAUGCUUCCGCCUAUACACCGAAGCAGCCUACCAGUCUGAAAUGUUACCUACCUCUAUACCAGAGAUCCAGCGCCAGAAUCUCUCCAAUACCAUUCUGAUGCUCAAAGCAAUGGGCAUCAAUGAUCUCUUGCAUUUCGACUUUAUGGACCCACCACCCACGAAUACUAUGUUGACAGCGCUGGAAGAACUUUACGCACUCUCCGCCCUCGAUGAUGAAGGUCUUCUCACACGACUCGGACGCAAAAUGGCCGACUUUCCCAUGGAGCCCUCCUUAUCAAAAGCCCUAAUAGCAUCCGUGGAUUUGGGUUGUUCGGAGGAGAUGCUCACCAUCGUGGCAAUGCUCUCCGUGCAGACAGUGUUCUACCGCCCGAAGGAGAAGCAACAGCAAGCCGACCAGAAAAAGGCCAAGUUUCAUGACCCCCACGGAGACCAUCUUACACUACUAAACGUCUACAAUGCAUGGAAGCAGUCUCGGUUCAGCGAUCCUUGGUGUUUCGAAAACUUUAUUCAAAAGCGUCAAAUAGCGCGAGCCCGGGACGUCCGCCAACAACUCGUCAAUAUCAUGCAACGGUACAAGCAUCAGAUUGUUUCCUGUGGUCGCAAUACGCUCAAGGUUCGACAAGCACUCUGCGCCGGGUUUUUCAGGAAUUCAGCACGGAAGGAUCCGCAGGAGGGUUAUAAAACCCUUAUUGAGGGGACACCCGUGUACAUGCAUCCUAGUUCUGCGUUGUUUGGAAAACCGGCUGAGCAUGUCAUCUUCCAUACGCUGGUGCUGACGACCAAGGAGUACAUGCACUGCGCGACUGUGAUUGAGCCGAAGUGGCUAGUUGAAGCUGCCCCGACGUUCUUCAAGGUCGCUCCCACGGAUCGCCUCAGCAAGCGCAAGAAGGCGGAAAGGAUUCAACCCUUGCACAAUAAAUUCGCCAGUGGAGAUGAUGAUUGGCGGCUGAGCGCGCAGAGAAGGCAAGGUAAAGGAGGUGGCGGAGGUACCUGGGGUUGA